CCGUCGAUCAAGUAGCAGUUCCGGUUGGCGGAAAAGCUUAUCUGCCUUGUGACACACGAAACGAAGAUUUGGGAAAGUCUACAGACUCUUCCGGAUUUUUCAUGGUUAUGUGGUUUAAAGAACAGAAGGAAAAUAACCCGAUAGAUCAAAGCUACGAACAAGCCGCGUCGUUAUCUUCCUCAAUUUUGUCCACUUCCGGUGAACCCAUAUUCACGUAUGAUACAAGACAGACAUCUACAAAAGUACCAAAUCCACCGAGAUGGUGGUCUUCACCUAUGGGUUUUGGUGAUCGUGCAUACUUUCAUACAAUCGACAGUGAACCAAGACAACGUGACCAAGAUAUAGUUGAUCAUCUGACAGUGGAUAGAGCUAUGGCUACCGAUACUGGAAUAUAUAGAUGCAGAAUUGACUUCUUAAAAGCUCCCACCAAGAACAGACUAAUUAACUUAACAGUCAUAAUUGCUCCCGAACGACCAACCAUUUAUUUUGAAUAUGGCAAUUCUAUUGGAGGAGAUCGUCCAGAAAAUUACCGGCAGAAUUCCGGAAACGUGAUUGUUGUCGAUGAGGCGAGUCCAACUGUUACAUUGGUGUGCCGCGUUGUUGGAGGGUGGCCGCGACCUCGACUGACCUGGUAUCAUGAAAAUGCAGUAUUGCACUCUCCGUAUCAACUACUAAUUGAUGAUGACCACAGUCGCGGGUAUCGCAGAAAGCCAAACAACAGUGCCACUCCCAUCAGUGUUACUGUUAACCGUUUGGUAUUGACUAACUUAACCAGGUGGCAUCCGAUAAUGAGCCAACGACAACAAACAUUGGGCACGUCGCGCUUGACGUGUCAGGCAAGCAAUAGCAUUCUAAAUUCCGCGUCCAAUGGGAUUUCCCGUCCUUCGGCAAUUGCUGUAAAUGGAAAUUUGCCACCGCCAGCCACCACCGAACACACGUUUAUCCGUUUGAACCUGAUACCUACUGAAGUACAAAUUGUUUCAAUUAAAGGAUACGCAAAUCAUUUGAAAAGUAAUGAAAGCCAUGUGACUGAAAAAAAUGAUGUUUCCCCGUCAGAAGAUACAACUGGUCACAAGAAAUAUACAAUAAGAGCCGACCGGGUGUAUCAAGCUGAGUGUCGGUCAAAAGGAUCUCGACCAUUAGCUACAAUCGAAUGGUAUCUAUUAAAAAAAAAUCAACGCUUUAACGUUAGUCAAUCAACAAAUUCCACUCGUAUGUUGGAUAUAUCAUCCCUGAUGGUCUUAUUGAAAGAGCAACGAGGUAGUACGUCAGUUAUUUCAGAAAGAACAAUCUCCGGCAUAGUGAAAACACAACAAACGCCAGAAACAGUGACAGACAAAGAUGAAUUGGUCGUGACCACAAGUAUUCUAAGUUUCGUACUUUGGGGUCCAAAAUCUGCAGCUGUUAAUGAAAAUGAUGACAAUGAAUCAACUUUAGUUUGUCAUGCAUACAAUCCGGUCAUCAAAACAUUUGACCGCCAUUACGUCGAAACCAAAAUAACAUUGGAUGUUCAAUACCCUCCAAUAGUAGAGUUACGAUUUGGAAAUCGUUUGCUGGACACCGGGAGUAUUGGUCCUGGAGAUGACGUUUACUUCGAAUGUGCGGCCCGAGCCAAUCCGUCAACUACCAUCCGUUACAGUUGGUACCACAACGGUGUUCGGCUGAUGCAAGAGACUGAGAAAAGACGAACGGACGACGGAGACAAAAGGGGUGAAAAGAAAAACAACAGACUGGCAGGUCACAUUAUACAGUACAGCCAGUUGGGUAGUUUGGUUUUGCAAUCCGUGAAGGCCGCUGCAGCGGGAAAAUAUUCGUGCCAGGCGACAAAUGGGAUCGACAGCGACAGUAACGAUAACAAAACGAUUAGUAAUACUGUUCGAUUAUAUGUAAAACAUGUUCCGGUGUGUCAGCAUCGCGAAGAUAUUUAUAUUAUUACAAAAAAAUCCGACGCAGCCACUGGGCCAGUGAUUCGAUGUCGGGCAAGUCAUGGGCAUCCACCGACCAGUGAAUAUCAUUGGAAAUUUUAUCCUGAACAAGCGGAACCGGAAACCCACAAUAGAAAUUCCCUUGAAUCCAAUGAAAUGACAUUAACUGGGCGAUCAAUAAGAGAACUAGAUUCAUUACUUACGGAAACGGCUGUCCAAGGCAGUGAUGGCGGAAUAUCAUAUACAUUUACUACAAGUACGCCAGUAUUAAAAUCGUAUUUAUCAGUCGUAUCGGCCGCAGCUUCAGCCUCUUCAAGUGCAGUUCGUCCAAACUUUCUUCACGGUCGACUAGAAUGUCGGGCCGUUAACACAAUGGGCAUACAGAAUAAACCAUGCGUCUAUCAUAUAACAGAUAAAACAAUGAUCAAUCAUGGUAGUAGAGAUCUUCAAGAAAUCACUGAUUGCCGGUCAAUAUUAAAAAAAGAAUUAUCGAACGAAGACUCAAAUACAACUAUGACGUAUCCUUGUGGAACCAAAGUGGAAGGCAUCGUCACCAGCCCUAAUAGAAGAACACGAUUUUGCAUAACAUGUUCAUUGAACACGUCAUUGUUACAUUAUCAACAUCGGUUCAAUAAUUACGUUUUACAGCUUUUUAAGUCCGCACCUAGAGAAACACCUGCAACGGUUGCAGUUGCAUUUAAUGUUACUGGCGUUAUUAUAUCUGACAAUAAUAAUGGAAAUAGCAAGGCUAAUAUCAACGUGCAAGAUGAUGAUGAUGAUGAUGAUUACUAUUUUGAUCCCGAAGAAGACGUGGUAGGUCGCAAUAUUGGUGAUUAUAAUCUGGAUACUAAGAAUGCAGUUCAGAAAGUGGUAUUUGUAAUCGACGACAGCGUAGCACCUGGAAUAUAUCGUGGAAGGAUUUACAAUAGUUAUGGGGGCACCAUAUCUGCGAUUAUCAAAGGAAUGAUCAAUGUUGCAGCAGCGCCAUUUAAUGAUGUCAAUGACAAUGAUAGUUCCAACUAUAUUAUUGACGACAUCGGGGAUAACACUGACGAAUCGGCGUUGGGCUACGCUUGGCGCCGCGUCACCGUCGCGCUGGCAGACGCGUUUUCCCUGGUAUUGCCGCCGUCCGCAGAGGGCUCGGAACCGGGCUGGGACGACGAGGACCGCGCCCGGCCACCGCACAGACGUUGGCGGGCCACGUCCACCGCCCUAACUGCCGUUCUAGUGGCUGUGGUCGCGGCACUGUCUUGCGGCAUAUGCGGCGUGGUGGCGAUAUUGUACCGCCGUCAACGCUACGGCGACCGUCGCGGCGACCGCGGCCACGUCACGUACAGCCUUGGAUGCGACGGUACGGGAGGUGACAGCGGUGAUAGCGGUGAUGCUCGAGAUGGUGCUGGAAAACCCCCGAUCGUCGGGCGUCUGAAGACCGCGGAGACCGCACCGCCGCCGGCCGCAGACGUCGACGGCGCGCGACAACAGCAUCAGCUGCAGCAGCAGCGACAACUGCAACAGCGACAGCAACAACUGCAGCAGCAACAGCAGCAGCGACAACGACGACUGCAACAACUGCCAACCGCCACGUCCGAUGACGGUCGUGCCGGGGCUUGCGCGCCCCUGCUGCACUCGCAAACGUUGUCCCGCCGGGUGCAGUUGUACACGUCGGUGCCGGAAGCGACUGGUCGACCGUUGUCUAGCACGUUUCCGGCGGCGCGUGGCCCCGACGACUAUUACGACGACGACGCCACUACCGCCGCCGCCGCCGCGGCUUUGUCCGCCGUCCAUUGCAAUAAUGCCAUGACCGCCGACCGCCGCGACGACGGCAGAGGACCGGACAUCGUUAUGUCCACGGCCACGAAGCUGAAUUUGGCCGAUUCUGAUAAGUCGGGCGAUAACUGGCCACAGAAAAAUCAAUCACAACAAACGAAAUUCAAUACCAUGAACAGCGACCAAAAAUGGUCAUUAAACCGACUUCAGUAUCAAAAACCAAGUACAACUACUACUCCAAGGGCCAAAUUUACAACAGUUUUAACACCGACAGCAACUGCAAUCUUAACAAAUAAACACACAAUAUCUAAAACAAUCAAGCCGGCAAUAGAUGAACCUAUAUCAGUAUCAUCUCGGUUGAUAUUAAACGCGCUUCAUCGAGAGUCAUCCAUUUAAAACUAUGAUUAACUAUAAAUAGGGUCUUAUUAAAUAAUCGUUGUCUUAAAGACUUUCUUUUUUUUUGCUCUAACUUUAUUUUCUCGGUCUAUUUGUAAUCUUUAUUAGAUGCAUAAAUUGUGUGUAUUUACCGUAUCUUUAAAGUUAAAUAUUAUCUAUUUUAUUAGUGACCGUUGCCACUUUAUAAUCAUCAUGUUGUGAUCCUAUAUUUUUUUUCCUGAAAUCGUUACUUAAUGUUAUUGUUAAAAUAUUAUGUCUUGAUACGUUUUCAUUCGUACGGACGUGUUACCAAUUUUAAGUUAUAAGAAAGGUACCUAUAACCCUAUGAUUUAAUGUACCUACUACUUGUUAGCAUAUUAUUUAGGCCAAUAAAAAAGUUAGUUAUAAGUACUUUUGCAUUGUUUAUUUUUAGCAAAAUUAUUUAUUUAAAUUAUAUUAUAGUAGGUACUAUUUAAUUUAUCAU
This is a messenger RNA of Melanaphis sacchari, 4551 nucleotides long. RefSeq lists its product as uncharacterized. The record is from RefSeq and is a predicted model, not a curated record. Lineage: Eukaryota; Metazoa; Arthropoda; Insecta; Hemiptera; Aphididae. The transcript is spliced from 12 exons. The coding region runs from base 102 to 4088 and encodes 1328 amino acids.